Messenger RNA from Chroicocephalus ridibundus (black-headed gull), 8152 nucleotides. RefSeq names its product TruB pseudouridine synthase family member 1 (gene TRUB1). Bases 171 to 971 code for a protein of 266 amino acids. Gene Ontology annotation, biological process: mRNA pseudouridine synthesis; tRNA modification. NCBI's taxonomy places the organism in Eukaryota, Metazoa, Chordata, Aves, Charadriiformes, Laridae. The transcript is spliced from 9 exons. Gene Ontology annotation, cellular component: mitochondrion. The record is from RefSeq and is a predicted model, not a curated record. Gene Ontology annotation, molecular function: RNA binding; pseudouridine synthase activity.
GCCAGGGAAGCGGGCGGUGUUGUGCUGGGCAAGUCCGCUGAGAAGCUCUUCUCUCUGAGCGGGCUGUUUGCCGUCUACAAGCCCAAGGGCCCCACCUCGGCCGGCGUGCUCAACCUCCUGAAGGAGAAGCUGCUGGCAGUUCACAGCCAUGGCGUGGCCCAGGUUGGGGAAUGGAGCCAUUUCUGGACAUGUUCUGGCUCGCUGCAUGGAGCUGCUGCAUCCCUGCAAGGCUCAGUGUGUUGGUCACGCUACACGAAGCUGGUGUGCAAACAAAUGGGAACAAAAGAAACCAGGUUUUGAAAAUUGGACAUGGUGGAACUUUGGACAGUGCAGCGGCAGGAGUUCUGGUGGUUGGUAUUGGAAAAGGAACAAAAAUGCUGAGAACUAUGUUGGCAGGUUCCAAGAAGUACACUGCCAUUGGACUACUGGGCAAAGCGACUGAUACAUUAGAUGCUACAGGAAAAGUAACUGAAGAAAAACCUUAUGACCAGAUAACAAAAGGAGAUCUUGAAAACGUGCUGCAAAAGUUCACAGGGGACAUAAUGCAGGUUCCUCCACUCUAUUCUGCUUUGAAGAAGGAUGGAGAAAGGCUAUCAACUCUGAUGAAGAGAGGAGAAGCAGUCGAAGCAAAGCCUGCUCGGCGAGUAAGAGUGUACAGCCUCUCUCUCCAGCAGUUCCAGCCACCACUGUUCACACUGGAUGUUGAAUGUGGUGGUGGCUUUUAUGUCAGGAGCCUGGUCAGUGACAUUGGCAAAGAACUCUCUACCUGUGCCACUAUGCAAGAGCUGACCCGAACCAAACAAGGGCCAUUUACACUAGAGGAGCAUGCCCUUCAUGAAGACAAAUGGACAAUUGAUGAAAUUGCACGAUCCUUAGAGCAUUGCACGUCUCUUCUCCCGGAUGAGCCAUCUCAUAAAAAAUUGAAGACAGAGCAUCCUGGUGAAACUGCUGUGAGCUGUGAAGAUAAGUGAUAAGUUGAGCCAAGGAAAAAGACUGAAUGAUUGAGACAUUUUAAGAUUGGAUUGGGAUUGUCUUGCCUCCUGUGUAAAUUUACAAGUCUGUACUGGGAGGAUGACAAACUGCAGUGCAAGAAAAACGGUUCUUUUGUUUUCUGGGGUUGGAACAUGCACUGAAAAUAUCCAGUGCUUGCUGUUUUCUGAUCUGUUUAUUUUCCUUCUUGCACACUGUAAAUGGGUCUGCCACUGAUGUCAAAUCUUCAUAAACUUUUAAAGAACUUACUGGGUGCAAUACAGCUGUUGUUGCUAACUCCUCAAUAAAAAAUUAUAAACAUUAAGGUUUGAUAAACGUGCUCAAAAAAAAAUCUUUUUUUUCUUUAUAGCUGGUAAUCAAACCCCAAAAUACCAUGGUGACAAGACUAUCAUAGCUUGAAGGAUACAAGAAUGUGAUGUAGCAAUUUGCUUUCUUGAAAUCCAUUUCAGGAUAUGUCCAUUUUACUGUAGUUUUUCCUAUGCAGAUUGUUCUUUCAGCCUGACGUUAUCCAGAGUGCAUUAAAUGCAGAUGGUAAUGUUUUACGUUAAGUCUGAAAUAUCAGUGUAAGUGAAUAGUUUUAAGUAUAAACAAUCCCCAAAGAUAACUGAUAACAAAUGGUCUGAAGAGUGCAGCUGUCAUUACAGGUGUACAAGUCUUAUUCUGGUACAAUGUCCUGGUUGGUGACCACCCAUAAUUUAAAGCGUAGUUAACUGUUGUGCCCUUCAUGGAAUUACUUUCACCAUCUGUGUGUAUUGCUUGAGCUUUCUCCCAUGGAUUGGGUAGAAGGUUGAUGUGCUUCUGGGCUUUUACUGAUCUGGUCCUGACUAGAAGUUGUAUGGGCAACAGAGGGAUCCACCAUCAAGGAUCCUCACUGAAGCCAUUUUAAUUCACUGGGGCAGUGAGGGCCUGUUGUACAGCUCAUGUAGUCAGCAGAAUUUGAUUGCACGGAUUAUUUCUCACCACUGCUUCCCUUGGGAUUGUCAAAAUGACAAAAAGACAGUGGUUUGAGAAUGCAAAAAAGCACUGUAGUUUGUUUCCAUGUAUGUAAUGGACUAUCCUAAAAAGACUUCCCUGUGUCUCUCCAUACAAGUUAGUAGUGGCUCUCUUUAUCUCUUGUCAUAAUGAGGAACAUGAGGAGUAGUUUAAGCAUGUGAAUGAUAUCUGAGAAAAAGUCCUGCUUUUCAAAUUGUCACUGAAAUGUCACCAGAGAGGAACGGACUGGCUGCUGUUACGGUUUUAUGCUGCUGCUGGCCAAGUGGCCUGCUGUGGCUUUGUACAACUCCUGCGCAUUUGGGUUUUGGUUCUGGAGUACAGGGAUUUGACUGUCUUACUCUGAGUGACUGAAUGCUGUACAGCCAAGAGGUGGUGCUUAUAUUAGGGUGUAACAUUUACAGAAAGACAUGAAAAUUUGAUUUAAUACUCUGUGUUAAUGGACUUGCUACUUUCCAUGGUAAGUUAUCUUUGUAGCUAAUUACCUCUAUUGCUUAGAAGUAGUUGUGUUUUGUUCCGAACUUGACUUGAAUCUCCACAUGCUGCAUUUUCUGUCUUUGUCUGCACCUUACAAAAAGUAGUUUCUCUGUGUGCUGGUGUUAAAUGACAUGAGCAAGUUCCCAGCCUUACUUUCAACCGAAGAAAUGAAAUAAAUACCUGAAGUUUCUCAUUGCAGGAUACCUUUCCAGACAUCUGUAGUGGUUUUUUGUUUUCUAUAGAAUAAGAAACUGAAGUCUAUGCAAAAUUAAUGAAGCUUUUGUUUAGAGAGAGGAUAGAGUUUAUGCUUUAUUGUUCAGUAAAUAGUUACUUUUCUUUUGUAUAUUCUUAUAAAGAACUUAAAGGAAACACUGAAAAUAUCACAAGCAAAUUGAAAUAUUAGAGCACUGUAGCAGCAGCACAUUCAAUGUACAAUAUGGAUGAAGUAAGCGUUGCUAGAAAUUUUGAUUUCAGAGAUGGGAGAAAAGACUUGUGUUCAGUAAGAGAACAGUGGGAGAUUUUAGUUGUUUCUUUUCAGGUUGUGGUUUUUUGGUGCUUUGGAUAGGAACAGAGAAGAAAGAGAUUAUUUUCUCAAGAAAUCAAAUAAAGCAGAAAAUGUCAUUUUCCAGUAUACUUAUCUUGAAUUAUCAAAGACUUUGAUUGAAACACAGCUUCUCUUAUUGUCUAAAUCUCUGUUUUUCCAAGAACCUAAUUUAUGUUAUCCCAGCGGUCUUCUAGAUUAAGUUCUCAUUUUAUUUAUCUUUCUGAUUUUUUAAAAAUAGCCUUGUAGAUAUAAUUCUGUUAGUCUGCUUGCUUCAUCUACAGGGAUUUGUUUCUUCAAAAAUUAGUGCAGUUGAGAAAUCUUUCUAUUAAUAGGGUACAUUUGUAUACAGUGUUAUAAGUGUCUAGCACAUUUUUUAUCUCAUCUGUUUGUUUAAUGCUCACCAUGGCUCUCUUGCUAUUCCAUGUAAGACCUCCUGAUACUUUUAAUUUCAAAUGGAGAAUUAUAUUUUCAUCAGCUUUUAGGUUAGCUUGCAACUGGUCCGUUGUAGUUGCUGAUAACGGAUCUGUGAUCCUGAGAAGACAGGAUCUGUUCCAUAGCCUAGUCACUCAAGAGAAAUGACAUGGCAAUCAAAAGAAAGCCUCCGAUUGACAUCAGCAAGUUCUGGUUUAGACUCUAAAUCCUAAUGCAUAUGGAAAGCAUAGGGAGAGUUGUAGCUGUGUAAUAAUAAUGCAAUUCAUUAUAUAUAUUCAUUAAUAUAUAUAUUCAUUAUAUAUAUUCAUUAAACAUAAUGCUGUUGAACACGUGCAGGAAUCCGCAUAAGGUGCGUAGAUAGUGUUUCUAAACUGGAGGUAUCUUUCAGUUUACAAAUGCACCUUCCUACAAUGCUUUUAUUCCUCUGCAGCCAGUAGACAGACUUACACCGGCCCUAACUAGACUUCUUUUUUCCUGGGAUUCCUCUCAUCUUCCCCAACACUAGGUUCUGUCACAUUCAGAAAUAAAGGCAGAACUUCUUUAUCUCAAAUUAAUAACGAAUUUCUCCCCACAUAACUUCUAUUGAACUAUAGAAGCUAUGUCGCUUACAAGUUGAGUAGUGAGGGCGUCUGUCUGUAGUGGUAAAUGGCUGGAGAGCACGCAAAACAGCAGAUAGCUCUUCUUGGAAGACACAGUGUAAAGAAUGCAUAAAGUCGUGAACAAAUUACACAAUAAAGGCUUGUUUUAUUACCACUGAUGAGUGUCAGCCCCAUUCCAGCCCUAAAAAGCUGUGCUAGUUUUUCAAACAUUCAGACCCCUCUGGCUGCUUCCCAGUGUCUUUCCUGGGUGCUCUUUCCCAGGUGCCCCUCUGUUUUAAUGGGUCUCUGCCCCUUGAGCCAUUAGUCCCGAUGGAAAGUAACCAGGAAGCCACUGAAAAAUCUAGGAAUGGCUUUUUUAGAUAUGUUUUAAUAAGUGUUUAACCCAGUAUCUUGAAAUUAUCUAGAUCUGGAAGUAAGUGUUGUGUUCCCAUGGGAACGUAGGGAAAUACUUAUUUUAACUUCUUUAUUCUUAUUAACAUGCACGUCCCUGAGAUACCAGACUUCAGAACUGUGCCAUAUCCUCAGAAAAAUGUAGGCUUUUUCCAGAACAAAAUAUCCUGUGAUCCUGGAUCUUGAUUACUGACAGUCAUGGUUUCUCAACAUUAAGGGCUAUUUAGAGUGAGGGGAAAAGCGUCUAUACAAUAUUUCUGAGACUAGUAGAAGCGUUACUACCAAGUGCCCUGCUGAGACAAACGGUAGUUAAUAGGAAUUUUAUGCUACUCUGGCCAGAAAAUAUGCAUGUCUUUGUGAAUUACCAUUUAAAAUAUAUCCGUGACACAGACUGAAAGAUUUGCCUCAUUUUAAUGAGCAUUGUUCGCGGUCAAAGUCCUGGUAGAAAAGAGUGUCCUGCUUUUUUGAGCUGAAUAUUGUCUGUCUUGAAUUUGGCCUUGGGAUCUUUAGUCCCCAGUAGUGCGCUACCCUGCUCUGGUCCUGAGUCUGCGUCCAGUGCUGGUGCUGCUUCAAGGAGAUUGACAAGGGCUUCAUGAUUUGUUUGCUUCUAAUGUCUCUGCCUGGCUGGCUCUCUUUCUUCCUUAUUUAAAUGGUAGUUUUUCUGUGCACUUCAUAAUAUAUUUCUGCUGCCAGCACGUUGAGCACUUUUAAAAUGUUUUUUAAGCAAAAUCAAUAGGAUCUUUUUUUUUUAUAUAUUAAUCAAGUCUGAGCCAUUAGCAAAAUAUUCUAGGAGUGUCUUCAUCAAUAACUAAGCAUUUAGCAUCUUACUGUGCAGUUCUGGUUUUGAUUUAUAUGUUUAUUAGAAGAAAAUAAAGUCAAACUUUGAAUAACUCUCCAAAUCUUGAGAUACCUUAGGAUUUUAUUUUUUAGUGUAAUAGGUGGUGAAGUUGCUAUGCUGGGCAUGAAUGGCUCUGAGACUUUAAUGGCUAGGGUCAUCCUGUUUGCUUGGCAGAGUCAAGGAAUCGGUUGGCAACACUAUUAAUUUUAUUAUUAGGGCUCAGAGAGACAAAGCCAGAGUGUGUGCGUGUGUACGUGAGAGCGUGACUACAAUACGUACAACCAGAGGGACGCUGUAGAGACAGUGACUGGGUUCAGCCAGCCUGGGCAAAAUUACUGUCCCUAUUAAAAAGCAGUCAUUGUUUCUAAUAGCUAUGGGUUUAAUUUGCUUCUUUGUGAGACCUGAUUAAGUAAAUCACCAAUACUUAAGAGGAUGUCAAACAAGCAGGUUUAUCAUCUGGUUGCUUACGUCUCCACUCUGGGUGAUGGGAUGGCACAUCUUUUCUUACUGUCUCUGAGAUCAACUGCUAAGGUUGUAUAGGUGUUUAACUGGCAAAGCAAGAAGUUGGUAAUUGGGAGCGGAUGGUUUCAGUGCUCAGGACAAAAAAUGGACUAUUAUUGCAAUAAGAAAACCAUAUUUUUUUCCAGUUCUGUUUUUGGGGAACUGUUGGAGACACUGCCAUGUCUCAGAGAAGGUAUUAGCAUCGCUGCCUGAGAAAAGCCUAACGUUUUUGUUAUGGGUGUGAAUGUGUUGGACUUUAAUCCUCUUCCCUCCUCACCUCUAGUUCAAAAAAGUGGGGUUAAAUCAAAGCGUCAGCCUCUCCCUGAUUUUUCCAUGUCACAUUGCUGUGUCUGUGGUGGAUGCUGAGACAAUCCUAUGCUCAAACUCUGGGCUGUAAAAGGGCUUGUGUGGCUUGGCCCAGAAGUUAACAGUAACUGGGAAUGAGUAGGACGAGAAAUGAGGCCAUGGAAUUUGUAGUAUAAACACAAAGCAGCCUUCAUGUACUCAUCUUAAGUGACAGCUCUGUGCCUGGCCUGUCCACUUUGCAUCCCAUUAACUUUUCUACUCGUGGAGGCACUUCAUCCUAGGACUCUCUCAUCCUCUCUUUUGAAUUCCUUUCCAGGUACGUGUUGGCCUUGGGAUAGUGUGGAGCAAAAAUGCUGUGUAGUUUUCUGGGGGGACAGGAAAGCUGGUGACAAAAUAGAACUCAAAAGGAUCAAGUGUGUCUGGUCCGUUUCUUACCCUGACCCUUCCGUGAGAAAGGUGCAGUUCUGAAUGCUUUAGUGCCAUUUCUCUGGGACAUAGGAUUAUUUUAGAUAUUUCAGAAUUAAGUACUUCAAAGUCAAAUCUGCAGCUGAGUGCAUGCAUUAAAAACAAAAUACAUCGUCUCACAGAUGUCACGCUAGUUUUAACGGCAUCAGAACAUGAUUUUACAGCUUAAAAGGAGGGGGGUAGAAAAGGAAUGGCAAGAGGUAAACGCAUUUUUGAAAUAGAUGAACUCAUUUUAGGUAAUCAUGUAAGAAAAUACAUUAAGUACUCUAAUGGAGAAAAGCUACAGAGAAAGGACAUAAUUUUUACCACCUUUUCUGUUUCUUUUAGCAAAUAAAACAAUUAGCUUAAAUACAUCAUUUCAAAGCUUAAGAAGCUUUUAUGUGGAAAUGCAUGAGAGGUUGUUACUGUAUGCUGAUGUGAAAAAAGGCAUUUAUUUUCAUUUCAGCAGCUGAAAAGAUAGUCUUCAAUGAUGCCCUUCAAAAGGCAGUGUUUUGUUUUGUUUAUAUUGAAUUGCCGUAAAUCCUUAGCAUAACUUAUUCUUUUGUGGGUGGAAUGUUCAUGUUAAAUCAUUUCCCGCGGCUGGCUUUCCGAGGGGUCAACAAAACUGUUUCAGGUUCUGCAGGUACAUAGUACACAUUCCCAGUCUAAAUGGAACAUUGUGUACAAACAAUAAAUAUAUUUAGAAAACAAGAUUAAUUCUCUGUAAUCUUUGCUACGCAGAUUGCUCUUUCAGUAACGUGUUAUCCAGGCUGCUUUAAACCUGGCCGCUGCUUUGCUGCAUUGCUUUGUGUACAGCUGCUUCUUACUUUAUACUCUUGAUUUGACAAAGGGCACUGGCAGACUCUGUUGAUUUCUUCUCCAGGUGAUUAAUUUCACCCCACUGCUGCUCCUACACAGAGAGAUUACUGGCUUUAACUUCUGUAUUUACUAGCUAUGAUUUCCUAGGACUGUGCUCGGCGUUAGCAGAGAGAAGCGCGUGUCCACCUCACCUGGCCCAUUCAUAGUCUGGUACGUGGAAUUGUCGUCGACGGUGCAAAUUUUGUGCCAAUAAACCAGACUGCUAGGAGAAGACCAUAUGUCUCAUCGUGUUGCUGAGCUAACCUCCAGCAAAAGACAGAGUGGGCAAGUAAGAGGGGAUAGUAAAGUUCUAGUGCUCCUCCCUCCAAGCAAGAGUGGGUGGAAAAUGUCAGCGAGGUGUAUGGGUAUGUAGCUAAUUUAAAGCAUGGGAUUAUUUCUCUUGACCGCAAUGAGAGGACUCCUGCCCUUUGUUACUAAGUUAUCUGAAGUAUUACUCACUGAAUUAAGGCCUUGUGUGUUUCGUUUUCACCUAUCAUGUUUUUUUGUCGUUUUUUUUUCCUUUUAUUUUAGUAAUGCAAACUGAUGGAUUGAAAAAUUGUAUUUCUUUUUACAAGAGGAAAAAAAGACAGAGUAAAAUAAAUAUUAAUGGUGUGGCACAACACUUAGAGUUGUUCCACAUCUAAUGAAUAUGUAACAGUUCUAUUUUCUGCUUAAAAACAAACACACAAAAAAUGUCAAAAUAGAAUUAAUGUUAUUUUUUAAAAAAUGUGUUAAUCGAGGAAAUGCAUUUCUCCAGAGAGUGCUAUUAAAGACUGCAGAAUG